Messenger RNA from Linepithema humile (Argentine ant), 5734 nucleotides. Its product is annotated as box A-binding factor-like. NCBI's taxonomy places the organism in Eukaryota, Metazoa, Arthropoda, Insecta, Hymenoptera, Formicidae. Gene Ontology annotation, biological process: cell fate commitment; negative regulation of transcription by RNA polymerase II; positive regulation of transcription by RNA polymerase II. The record is from RefSeq and is a predicted model, not a curated record. Gene Ontology annotation, molecular function: zinc ion binding; RNA polymerase II cis-regulatory region sequence-specific DNA binding; DNA-binding transcription factor activity, RNA polymerase II-specific.
GCUGCAAGAAGAGCAAGAAGAGCAGUGUAGUAAUCAGGUAACCAAGAAAACUCAUGCAGUACUAAUUUUGUUAAUAAUGAACUUUACGAAAAGCCACACGGUCGUCAGUUAUCCUUGUAAUAAGAGCGCAAUAAAAUUGCACUUUGCGAUGCAUAAAUUCCAACGAGCCACGAACGAUGCAGUGUGAAACGUACAGAAGCCGGCCUCGAUGCGACCGAUCAGGAGGAAAGGAAGAGGAGGUACGGGGUGGUCACUAGCCAGCCCCCCGCGCGCUGAUAAGGAAACCGCGUGCGGCGCGGUAUAGAAUCCACGCCGAUAAUAAAUGCCGCACCGCGCCGCACCGCGCGGCGACUUUACUACUCCCAUACUUUUCCCUGGUAUGAUUCGCGCUGCCCCUACCAUCGACGCUUCAAUAUAAGGCAUCAACCCUCCCCUCUCUGGCCGUCACUUCGUUUGCGACCACGAUACAUAUCGGUCGCCCUCUCUCUCUCUCUCCCGCUCGCUCGCAAUUCGUUCCGUCUUACUCCCACCUGGCCCACCCGCUCCCUUCUUCAUCCCUCACCGUGCUUUUCCGUUCGUUCUCGCGGCAUCCUCGUCUCGCCCUCAUCCACUCCGACGGUUCGCCGGUGAAUUCGCAUUGCCUCGGCCAUCCACGGUGCCGCAAUUCCGCUUCGUUCUCCGUCUCUAUCCUUCGCUCUACUUCUUUCUCUUUUCCCCUUUUGUCUUGCCGUCCUUUUUCUCCAUUCCUCUACCUCUCGUUCCGUCACUCUUCCGUCGCUUGCUCCGUUUGCUCUAUGUACAUAAUAUACACGAGCCGCGCUCCCGAUCAUAGAGCAGUGGCGCGGGUUCUCGUAUAGCCAGCAAAAGUCUGGACCUUAAUUUUCGUCUAGUCGCCGAUCGAUAUACACCGAUUAUACGCCGAUCGCUCUCAUUUUAAUCUUCCGCGGAUUUUCACGAGACAACACGUGUGGCUCUUCGUAGGUGAGAACGCCGUGUUCGCAAUCACCUUCGUCGAACGUGUCAAGCCUCUCUUUUACGAAUGGUGCGAAUUCCAGGUACGAGAACGGUCGCAAAGCGAAAAGAGUCGCAACGAACCGGGGACAGGAGUCAAAAUCGCAUCGAUCACGAGAUGAAAAGAAGGAGAAGCGAAGACGAUGGUAAACCAGUCGCAAAGUAUCGGCAUCGGGAAUACGUGUUGAUCGAGUAUGUCGGGGCCGCGGAACCGGCGUCGCAAUCCGCGCGGGAGGCAGUCAAGCAGGAGGAGGCAGAGGCGGUGGCGACGAUAAAGACUGAGGACGUCAUCGAGCACGAAGUCGGCCAGCAGCAGGAGCAACAGCAACAUCAGCAACAGCUGGUGUACGUCGCGAAGGAAGAGGUCGGGGAAGAGAGUGGUGUGGGCGUGCUGGAGGCGGGACAGCUGGAAAUGGAAAAUGGCGCCCUGGUAGAGCCAACCGGUGCUGAAGUAGUCGCUAUUGCAGUCGCUGCCGCUGCCGCCACCACCACUGCCACCGCCACCGACGAUCACGUCAAUGAGGAUCCCAACGCUACUUAUACCCUUCACGAGCUGGGCUACCAUUCCGCACACAUAAUCCAUGAGAGUUUCGAGAGUGGCGACAUAAAAGAGGAACAGCAACAAGUUUCACAGCCGCCCCACCAGUCGCACCACCAACAACUUGACACGCACCACCAUCAUCAACACACGCCACAGCAAUACGUUCAGCUUGGGGCGACAGAGGUCCCGGUUCCCGAGGGAGGGGAUAACCGGCACUCGUCGGAGGUCUCCAUUACGCCGCAGGGACGCUGUGCUAGCAGUCACAUGCUUCACUCUACGAUGCAUCGUUACGGUACAGACACGCUCUCGUCGACUACUACGGAGCACCAUCAUCAUCAUCAUCAGCAACAACAACAUCAUCACUUAUCCGAAGUGCAUCAACAUGUCACCGUCUUGCCGUCCGCUCAUCGUCACCUCGAGGAUUCGCAACAGCACCAUCAUCAAGAACCCGACGAUGACGUGGACCGAAAUGUGAGUAGCAUCACUGCGGCCAUGAGGGGUGCACGGGGUGAUUACCUGAACAGUCUGCUGAAUGAAACCACUCGAAAUGUGUUUUUCGAGAAUCUGCGAAUCGCGUCGAACACCGCGUCCAAUAACGGCGGCAACAAUCAUCACCAUCACACGCCGCAUCACCUGGAGGACGUGCUCUCCGAGGAGUCCUAUCUGCAGCAUCAGAUCCGCACGAGUGGCGGCUCCCCGUCGGUGAGAACUGUCGGUGGUGGCUCUCCAACUUCCAGCCACAGUCCACACGACGAGCAGGGUCUCUCGUCACCGCAUCGCCAGACUCAGGAGGCCGGUUACAGUCCCAACGAUCCAGGUAGACUGCAGUCCUUCACGCAUCUCACGUCCAUGCAACCGCCGCCGUCGGUGCAGACAAAUCACGGGCUGCAGGAGGCCGAUCGUGUGUCCGAUCCGAUAUACAUGGACUCGAUCUACACGCAUCACGCAACUGCCGCCGGCACUCCUCAUCAUCAUCAGGAUCAGCACGAGCAGGGCGCCUCAGCACCGCACUCGCCUAGUGGUCCGCUCUCCAGCUCGUCGUUGUAUCGGACGAUGAGCAGCGUGAGCACGAUGGGUACUGGAACAGGAACCGGAUAUAUUCCUUACAUGACGAGCAGCCCCACAGAAUUGGCGUCGUCGCCUCAGUUGUGGAACAAUCAGGUUACAGCUCUGAGCACGGGACUUCCCAUUUCUGAGGAUUAUGGUAGUAGCAAGUCCUCAGGCGCAGUGUCCCAUCAAUCCUUACCGGCAUUUUCGCAACCUUUUGGCAGUCGGUCUAGCUUCCGUGGUUAUAGUCCACCAUUCUCGUCGUCUCAACAGAACACCACUGGUACUGUUACCGGUGCCGCUGUCGAAAGCGCUUCUUGGACGUAUGCGACACCAACAAGCGAUCCGAUGACGACGCAAUACGCCACGCCGUCAAGACGACAAACCGUCAAUCCGGUAUCAGCACCAACGCAGCUCAGCGCCGCGGCGAGUUUGACUGCCAUGCACAACAUCGAGGCGGAGUACUUUACGGAGGGCCGCGAGUGCGUGAAUUGCGGCGCGAUUUCCACACCCUUAUGGCGUAGGGAUGGCACCGGGCAUUACCUCUGCAACGCAUGCGGUCUCUACCACAAGAUGAACGGAAUGAAUCGUCCUCUAAUUAAACAGCCACGUCGCUUGUCUGCUACGAGGCGCGUUGGCCUCUCGUGCAGUAACUGUGAAACUACGAUGACGUCGCUGUGGCGUCGUAACUCGAUGGGUGAACCCGUAUGCAACGCCUGUGGUCUUUAUUUCAAGCUGCAUGGCGUCAACAGGCCGUCUACUAUGAAGAAGGAUAGCAUUCAAACGCGCAAGCGAAAACCUAAAGGUGGGAUGAAGACCAGUGACACGCCUCUUUCCAACAACGUCCAGCAAUGCACAAACAACAACAACAAUAAUAACAAUAACAGCGUCAAGAUUGAACCAGACGCUUAUGGCGAUUUGAGGAUGGGUCACACCGUGUCGCAGGUGACAUACGCUAGCGCCCUGUACAACAAUCCUCAGUCUUCGAGCAGGUUAGUGUCCUAUCAACCUACGCCCUCGUCGAAUCUGUACUACGAUAUGAUCGCUUCGCAACAACAACAGCAGCAGCAGCAGCAGCAACAGCAGCAGCAUCAACAGCUAAUGGAGAUCCAUUCGCCGAAAAUCGAAUGCCCGUCCCCAUCUUGCUCCACGGGGGUGCGUUCACCGGGAAUGGUCUCCCAGUCUCAGUCGCCUGAUCAUCAUCAGCUCACUUCGCCGCAUAUCGUCACUUUGGGCAGUCCGUCGACUAGCCCAACCGGAUCGAAAAUCAUGCUGGAUAACGGUCACCUGGAAAGGCCUACAGUCGUGUCGAUAUCGUCUUAAGGACGAUAGAAUUUCGUGAUACUAAACGGGGAGAUACACUAGCUAAGAAUUGUUUGUAUGAGAUGUCGGAAUUGCCACUCAGAAUCUCGUUAGGUUACAUACCCAGUAAACAUUGCAUAUCCUAUGUAUAUACAUGAAAUAUCCAUAAUGUGAAAAAAUGUACUGUAUAUACUAUGUACAUACAUAUGAUAUAGAUACAUUUGAUGUAGAUACAUUUGUGGAUAUACAUAAGAUAUCUUAAGAUAUACAUAGAAUCAGUCAUUAGUUCGUUUUGCUUGCCGUUAUGUGACGCAUUAUGCGCUAUCUAUCUCGUAUUUAAAUUUUAAUCAUGAGAACUAUAUAAAAUUUGCAAAAGGCGGGUAAUAAUAUUAAAGAUGUAAUAACUGUUUCUAUCUGUUUAAUAUCUGAAUCCCAACACAGGGAAUUUAGAUAAACUAAUUGUUCAAAAAUUGAGUAGAUAAAUAUCCGAAUGAAUGAAAAUUUGUUUAUUAUUAAAAAACGUACUGUAUAUACUAUGUACAUACAUAGAAUGUACCUCAUGUACAUGCUACGAAUGUGUAUUGCACAUUCUCGGAAUAUAUCCUAUGUACAUACUGCGAACGUGCACUGCACAUCUUCGGAAUAUACCCCAUGUAUACCAAUGAAUUAUGAAUGUACACUGCAUAUCUUUGGAAUAUACUUAUGUAUGUACUAUGGACAUCCUAUGUACAUACAUGUAAUAAUUAUUUCACAUACAUAGGAUAUGCGCUUUAUAUACUUUUCACAUUCUCUGUAUAUACAUAGAAUAUACAAUAUAUAUAUAUAUAUAUAUAUACAUAGGACGUACAUAGAACGUUCUAAUGUUUAUUGGGUAUUGCACUUUAUACAUUAUAUGUUACUUUUGUAUGUAUAUUGGAUUUUGCAGCCUGUAAUCCAAUAUGAGAGAAAAUUUUCGAAUAUGCAUUAAUGUUGCAUAUUUCAUUUUUUUCCCCAAUAUAUGGAAACAACAAAAGAAAUAUCCCGCUGGGUUUUCUUUCCUUCCGCGUAUUUGUGAUACAUGAAGUUGAAAGUUAUGUAUCGUUACGUACUCAAUUCGAAUAGAUUAGAGUAUGUAUAUUACGUGUGUAUGUUUUGGAAAAAUUACAAUCAAUUUUUUUUCUUUUUGUAGAAGUGAUCUUUUUUUCUUUUAUGCGCUUUUUUUUACAAGCGCAAAAUACUAAAUUUUAGAGAAUCCAUUAAGUACGAUCAAUUACUAUAUGAGCCACUCAGAAGCCAAACUGAUUAACUCCACUUUUUUGUAAUUUUUCAAAUUUUAGUAUCAAAGCACAUAAUCGGUGCCCUAACUUUUCAUAAAUAAAAUAAAUUGAUAGAGUCUUUGGUGUUUGAGCGAUUCAUAUAUAAUAUGUACGUGUGUUAUUAGUAAUAUGUAUAUAUAUAUUCAUAUCAAUAUAAAUAUAUAAUUGCAAAUUGGAAUAUGCAAUUAUAAUUAUAAUAAUGCUAGGAUAAGUCUUGUAAAUACCUUUUAGGGUGAAUUUAAAAUGGGUUCAAGAUUUUUCCAUAGAAAGAAAUUUCUAUCGAAUUGCAGCGAUGUCAUCGCAUGCGAGAAAUUUCGUGAAGAAAUGCAUUCCGUGAACAUCUGUAACAAAAAAGAAAAAAAGUGAUAAUCGUAAUUCCUGUAGAGAAUAUUGUAUAUUAUGAACAUAUUGUGUUGAUAUAUCGGAUAAUUACAUAUAUUUUAUAUUUUAUGAUGUCCAUUGAUAAUUUUUAAUUGUAUGUUAUGUAAUAUGAAUUGCGAUUAUCUCGCGAAAAAAAAUUACAGAAUGUGCGAAUUAA